Molecule: messenger RNA, 967 nt
Organism: Echinops telfairi (small Madagascar hedgehog)
Lineage: Eukaryota; Metazoa; Chordata; Mammalia; Afrosoricida; Tenrecidae
Gene: CDC50B
Product: transmembrane protein 30B
Exons: 1
Biological process (GO): phospholipid translocation
Cellular component (GO): endoplasmic reticulum; plasma membrane; Golgi apparatus
Source: RefSeq, a predicted model, not a curated record
CCGCCGCUGGUGAACGGCAGCCUGGCGCUGGCCUUCCAGGGCACCGCGCCGCCGCCCAACUGGCGCCGGCCCGCCUACCUGCUCAGCGCCGACCCCAACAACACGGGCUUCGUCAACCAGGACUUCGUGGUGUGGAUGCGCACGGCCGCGCUGCCCACCUUCCGCAAGCUGUACGCGCGCAUCCGCCAGGGCAACUACUCGGCCGGCCUGCCGCGGGGCGCCUACUACGUCAACAUCACCUACAACUACCCGGUGCGCACCUUCGGCGGCCACAAGCGCAUCAUCUUCAGCAGCAUCUCGUGGAUGGGCGGCAAGAACCCCUUCCUGGGCAUCGCCUACCUGGUGGUGGGCUCGCUCUGCAUCCUCAUGGGCUUCGUCAUGCUGGUCGUCUACAUUCGCUACCAGGACCAGAACGACGACGAGGACGACGACGAGUGACGCCCGCUUCACACCCGCCCCCUCCCCUCUCCCACCAAACCGACCCCGGCAUUCUCCUUCGUGGGAUGAGCAGGCCAGGGAAAGGAAUCCCCUCCGCCCCAGACGGCGCCCUAAGCACUUUGGCUGGGCUGUUGGGACUGCCAAGGGGAAGGUCUUGGGCAUUUCCCCGGCAUUCCACUCUUUAAAGGCUGCAACGUGCGAGAGCCUAAGGGAGGGUAAGGACUCCUAAUCCGAAGGAGAAGCUGAGUCCUCGAGAUACCAAGUAACUCAUUCAUGAUCAACACCUGCUUAUUGGCUCCUGGCUCUUGAGUGUAGAGCUUUUGCCACUAAAGUCGGUGUACACCCUCUCAUCUCCCCCUCCCUACGUGUCUCCUCUCGCCUCUUCUCGAUCUUCUCCUUUCUUUUCUUUUUUUGAGGGGUAGGAGGGAAGGUGUGGAGUGACCCUCAGGUAACCUGCAGACUGUGGUUCUCAACUUGUGGGUCACGAUCCCUUUGGGGACCGCACGACCCUUUGACAGGGGUCGCCCAA